Messenger RNA from Octopus bimaculoides (California two-spot octopus), 2302 nucleotides. RefSeq lists its product as uncharacterized. Gene Ontology annotation, molecular function: RNA polymerase II transcription regulatory region sequence-specific DNA binding; DNA-binding transcription factor activity, RNA polymerase II-specific. Lineage: Eukaryota; Metazoa; Mollusca; Cephalopoda; Octopoda; Octopodidae. Gene Ontology annotation, biological process: regulation of transcription by RNA polymerase II; embryo development. Gene Ontology annotation, cellular component: nucleus. The record is from RefSeq and is a predicted model, not a curated record.
CCAAAUUAGAUUGGAGCCUGGUGUUGCCAUCCGGUUUCACCAGUCCUCAGUCAAAUCGUCCAACCCAUGCUAGCAUGGAAAGCGGACGUUAAACGAUGAUGAUGAUGAUGAUGAUAUAUAUAUAGAUGUGAUAGAGGAGAAAUUAUUAAAUUAUUUAAAAACGAAUUAUGUGAGAAAGUGAAAGAAUUGAGUUUAUUUUCCUCAAGAGAUGGCAGAAGAGACAGGGAAAUCAACAGACAGUAGUGAUAUCUGUGAAAAGUUAUCCUCUCGAAAACGUAACAUCUUGACUCCCAAACGAACUCUCAAAGUAGCAAAGCCACAUCGCUGUGAUAUUUGCGGUAAAAUCUUUUCUGAAAAUAAUCUCUUAGUUAGACACAAACGCAUACAUACAGGUGAGAAACCAUAUCACUGUGAUGUCUGUGAUAAAUCAUUCUCUGAAAGAAGUCGCUUGACAACUCACAAACGUACACAUACAGGAGAAAAACCAUAUCUUUGUGAUAUCUGUGGCAAAACGUUCUAUCAAAAAUGUCACUUAACUGAACACAAGUACUUUCAUUCAGGAGAGAAGCCAUUUCACUGUGAUGUCUGCUCUAAAUCAUUUUUUCAAAAGAGUCACUUGACUGCACAUAAGAACAUUCAUACAGGAGAGAAGCCAUAUCACUGUGAUGUCUGUGGUAAAUCAUUCUCUGAAGGAAGUACCUUAACUAAACAUAAACGUAGCCAUUCAGGAAUCAAACCUUUUAAAUGUGAUAUCUGUGGUAAAUCAUUCUCUUUAGCAAGUCACUUAAACAGACACAAACUCAUUCAUACAGGAAACAAUCCAUAUCACUGUGAUACUUGCUGCAAAUCAUUAUCUAUUGUAACUAAGAUGUACUCAGACCUUGGCAGGUCUGAGUUGUCGUCAGAGGAGGAGCUGGUAAGGGCGGUCAUAAAGAUGGACAGAGUGUUGAAGACAAAGAGUUUUGCUGAAGCCACGGAGGUGAAGCGAAGGGAGCUGGACUUGGCUGGUCUGAAGGAGUACGAGAAGAUGGCUCAGAAGGUGGGCGUCGACGUGAAGCUGUCACUCCCCAAAGGAAUUAUGGAGAGGAUGGAGAAGAAAAUGAAGGUGUACUUGUUGAAAGGAAAAAUGGUAGAACAGGUGGAGGCAGAAGUGGAAAAGGUGCUGAAGGAACAAUCAAAGGAGAUAAUGUACAUAACCAAAGGAAGAAGAUAUGGGACAAUGGUCGUCCAAUUUAGGACAGUAGAGGAGGCGAGUGUGGUGGUGCUUCUGCCCACAUACCAUGGAAGAAAGACUUCCAAGGUGAGGGUAGAAGCAAUUCCACCGGAUAUAGAAGAGGCAGCUGUCCUUGUCCUCCAAGCCACAGAAAUGGAAGAAGUAGGGUGGAAAGGAAGGACACCUGAUCUUAUUAUUCAGGUGGAGGAGGGUCAACUGGAGAACUCGGCAGUGACGGUGACGUUGGAGGGAAAUCGUGCUGAGGGUGUGGAACCUCAGAUGACAUUGAUAGGAGAGAAUAUUUCACUUCAGUAUCCUAGAAGAUACUGUGGUAAAUCAUUCACAGAAGCGAGUCACUUGACAGCUCACAAACGUACGCAUACCGGAGAAAAACCAUAUCUUUGUGAUAUUUGUGGCAAAAUGUUCUAUCAAAAAUCUCACUUAACCGAACACAAGUAUUUUCAUACAGGAGAGAAGCCAUUUCACUGUGAUGUCUGCUCUAAAUCAUUCUCUCGUAAAAGCCACUUGACUGCACAUAAGAACAUUCAUACAGGAGAGAAGCCAUAUCACUGUGAUGUCUGUGGUAAGUCUUUCUCAGAAGGAAGUACCUUAACUAAACAUAAACGUAGCCAUUCAGGAAUCAAACCUUUUAAAUGUGAUAUCUGUGGUAGAUCAUUCUCUCAGGUAGGUAGCUUAAAAAGACACAAACUCGUUCAUGCAGGAGACAAUCCAUACCACUGUGAUACUUGCUGCAAAUCAUUAUCUAUUGUAACUUGACUGGACACAGGUGUAUUUGAUUGAUCAUUUUCUGAAGGGAAGAACCUUGAAUAAUCCACAUGUACACUCAGAGAAGAGAAUAUCACCCUAUCUAUGGUAAAGUAUUCUCUCAAAACACCCACUCAACUACACAUGUAUAUAUUCAUACAGAAGAUUAACCACAUAGUGUCAAAAAUCUUUCCAUAAAUCUAAUGUUAUAUAACCACCGGUGUAUCUGUUUGACAAAGAAGAUAUAGCAAUCUUCAGACACUUUGUAUAACCAUAUCUAUGUCCACUUUAAUGCAAUAAAUUAUAACUGAUAUUUUUAAUAAA